This is a messenger RNA of Orycteropus afer afer, 568 nucleotides long. It is a transcript of the gene PVALB, whose product is annotated as parvalbumin. The record is from RefSeq and is a predicted model, not a curated record. NCBI's taxonomy places the organism in Eukaryota, Metazoa, Chordata, Mammalia, Tubulidentata, Orycteropodidae. Gene Ontology annotation, cellular component: nucleus; cytoplasm. Gene Ontology annotation, molecular function: calcium ion binding.
ACCAGCCUAGUCUUUCAGUGCAGGCUCUGGUCCUCGACCCCCACCCAGUUGCAGGAUGUCGAUGACAGACUUGCUCAACGCUGAGGACAUCAAGAAGGCAGUGGGGGCCUUUGCCGCUGUUGACUCCUUCGACUACAAAAAGUUCUUCCAAAUGGUUGGCCUGAAGAAAAAGACCCCGGAUGACGUGAAGAAGGUGUUCCACAUUCUGGACAAAGACAAGAGUGGCUUCAUUGAGGAGGAAGAGCUGGGAUUCAUCCUAAAGGGCUUCUCCUCAGAUGCCAGAGACCUGUCUGCUCAAGAAACCAAGAAGCUGAUGGCUGCCGGAGACAAGGAUGGGGACGGCAAGAUUGGGGCCGAAGAAUUCUCCACUCUGGUGGCUGAAAGCUAAGAGGCUCUGACUGCCCGGACUUCGCCUCCCUGCCCUGAACACCCAAUCCCAGCCCCCUCGCCGCCCCCUGCGUUUCUGUUCAGUUUGUUUAUGUUAUUUUUUACUCCCCCCAUACCCCUACAGCCCUUGAAUGAUACCAUUCUUCUGGAAAAAUGCUGGAGAAAUAAUAAAGGCUGUACC